AUGCAUGUUAUCAUUGAUGUGCACUCGUUACCGGGUGGUCUGAACGGAUUGACGAUUGGGGAGGCAACGGGGCAUUGGGGGUGGCUUUUCAAUGAGACGGCGUGGGGGCACUCGAUGGAGGUGGUUGAUGAGGUGCUGGAGUUUAUCCGCGGGUCGUCGAGUCCCCGGUCGUUUACGCUCGAACCUAUGAAUGAGCCUGCGGACCGCAAUGGCGACGAUGAUCUGGGCAUGGCGGUCUUCGGGACGCCAGAGGCGCUGUCUGAGGAUGCGGCGAGCUAUGUUCUGGGUUUUUGCUUCAAGCUGCCUGAUUAUUGGACCGGGGGGUUCUCGCGCGGGGAUAAUGUGGUCUUCGACAUGCAUAAUUAUUACUUCGGGGGGCGGGAGACGAGCUCGGAGAAUCUGCCAGAGUUUAUUCGCUCUGAUGCGCAGAACAAGUCUGGCGAUGGGACUUUCCCUGUCUUUGUGGGCGAGUGGUCAAUUCAGGCGGCGCAUAAUAAUAGUUUUGCGCUGAGGGAGCGGAACCUAAAGGUUGGGUUAGAGGCUUGGGAGGAGUAUACGCAGGGGAGCUGUUACUGGACGGCCAAAUUCGAGGGCAAAGGCACGAUUGAUGGGGAAGGGAGGCAGCGGGAUUAUUGGAGUUUUGAACGGUUUAUUGAGGAGGGGUUCUUCUCUGAAAUUGAUUGA
This is a messenger RNA of Aspergillus calidoustus, 684 nucleotides long. The record is from the annotation of a GenBank genome assembly. Lineage: Eukaryota; Fungi; Ascomycota; Eurotiomycetes; Eurotiales; Aspergillaceae.